AUGGCGGGCCUCUCUGCAGACUACGACUACCUGUUCAAGCUCUUGCUGAUCGGCGACUCGGGCGUCGGAAAGUCGUGUCUCUUGCUCCGAUUUGCAGACGACACCUACACCGAAUCCUACAUCUCCACCAUCGGCGUCGACUUCAAGAUCCGCACCAUCGAGCUCGAAGGAAAGACGGUCAAGCUUCAGAUUUGGGACACGGCGGGACAGGAGCGCUUCCGCACCAUCACAUCGUCGUACUACCGCGGCGCACACGGCAUCAUCGUCGUCUACGACGUGACGGACAACGACACGUUCAGCAACGUCAAGCAAUGGCUCCAGGAGAUCGACCGCUACGCCUGCGAGGGCGUCAACAAGCUGCUCGUCGGCAACAAGUCCGACCUCACCAACAAAAAGGUCGUCGAGUACGCCACCGCCAAGGAGUUUGCCGACCAGCUCCAGAUCCCCUUCCUCGAGACCUCGGCCAAGUCGGCCACCAACGUCGAGCAGGCGUUCUUGACCAUGGCAAAGCAGAUCAAGGACCGCAUGGGCAACUCCACCGUCAACAACCAGCCCGGCGCAAAGUCCACCCUCAAGGUCGGCCAGGGCCAGAACGUCUCGCAGCAAUCCAACGGCGGAUGCUGCUGA
Molecule: messenger RNA, 627 nt
Organism: Moesziomyces antarcticus
Lineage: Eukaryota; Fungi; Basidiomycota; Ustilaginomycetes; Ustilaginales; Ustilaginaceae
Product: GTP-binding protein Ypt1
Exons: 2
Coding region: 1-627 (208 amino acids)
Molecular function (GO): GTPase activity; GTP binding
Source: RefSeq, a predicted model, not a curated record